AAAUUCAACAAUUAUUUUAGCUUCGUUUUAGGUCCGGUCUGGGGACGAGUGUAUUCAGCAUGAAUUUUUUUCAGGACUUUCCUAGCAACCGUACGAACGAUAGAGUUUCAGAGAGCGGCGAUAAUGCUGCACUUCAGGAGAAUACUGAAGAAAAGACUAUCGACGAGAAUGAUUUAAAGCUAAUAGAGUUCAACUCUGCUGAUGAUGUCCGACAAGAAGUAAAGAAACGUGUCCUAGAAGAAAGUGAAGAUCUAAAAGACCACGACCAUGAAGCAGACAAGAAGUGCACGUGCCCUAAACCGACCAGCUCUAAGACUAAAAGAACUAACUUUUGGAACCUAGGUCUCUCCAUCCCAGGCUGCUCUCACGGACCUAGGCCACGCGGUAGGAGACCUAGAUGUGCAGUACAUGGCAGUGGGAAAAUUAGCAAGGCCAGUAUUGAGCGUUUUUACAUCGGCCGACUAAGCAAUAUUAUGAAAAGCAACAACCGAAGAUAAUAAGUUCUGUGAAAUUCUUAACGUGUUUUGUGUGUUUUUUUCGUAUUCUUAACGUGUUUUUUCGUAUAAUAUAAUGUAUUAAAACUUGAUUUGUCCAAA
Messenger RNA from Plutella xylostella (diamondback moth), 596 nucleotides. RefSeq lists its product as uncharacterized. NCBI's taxonomy places the organism in Eukaryota, Metazoa, Arthropoda, Insecta, Lepidoptera, Plutellidae. The record is from RefSeq and is a predicted model, not a curated record.